AUGACAUCCUACAGAGCAUCAAAUGCAUCCCCAUUGGUCACUCUUCCAGACCGGAUCGCCUUGUUUGGCCAUGGAACUCAAGUGGCUCGUAUACUGUCAAGUCGGGUACCACGUUUUCAUGCUAGACAAAAUACCGACAUUGCAAGCCAUAAUCACUCCUCACACUUUGUCUCGGAAAGAGUUUGGAAGACCAUAUGGAAGGUGGAGACUCUCCCAAAAAUAAAACUGUUUCUUUGGAGAGCUCUAUCUGGAUCCAUCUCAACCAGACUUGCUCUUUUUAAAAGAAAAAUUGCAACGGAUCCUAUCUGCCCAAUAUGCGAAGGUUUUGAAGAAUCGGUGGAGCACAUUCUUUUUCUUUGCCCGUGGACUCAACUUGUGUGGUUUGGCUCAGACCUCUCCUACAAAGUUGACACCCGGAGGAUCUCGACUUUUGAUAGAUGGAUUGAAGGCAUUAUUUCGAUACCUGGCACCUCAAGAACUGAUGGCAAUUUUUUAUUAUCUUUUCUCAGUUUCCUGGGUUGGGAAAUCUGGAAGGCAAGGUGCAAAUUCGUUUUUAAUGGGGUUAGCCCUGAUCCGAGGCUUGUGAUCACCCAUGCUAGAGAUGCUUGCUCUGAAUAUAUCUCCAAGGUUGAUGCUAGAGGGAACCUUUCUCCUGUCCAUCAAGUCCAAGGAACCCGGUGGUCUAAUCCAAGCCCAAGCUAUGUAAAAUUCAACUUGGACGGCUCUUGGCUUCCUGGCACAAUGAAGGGCAGCAUUGGCAUUGUGUCUCGUAAUUCCUCUGGGGAUGGUGUGGUGGUCUUGCCUCCCCACUUUCAUGUGUUUCAUCUCUUAGUGCAGAAGCGGCAGCAGCUCUUUGUGCUUUACAUCUUGCUAAAAACAGGGGUUAAUAUGAAAGUCAUCUUGGAGACAGAUUGCAAGGUGUUAUUAGAUGGCAUCUCUGGAAAUCAUGAUAACAACUCCUGGGCUAUCCUCCCUCUUAUUGACGAAAUCCAUGAUGUGGUUUCGAGCUUCGAAGAGGUGAUUUGGUCAUGGGUACCUAGGAGUGCAAAUCGUGCGGCUCAUGCAGCGGCGUCGAUAGGUAUCAGAGCUAUGGAACUGCAAAGUUGGGUCGACAGACCACCAUUGUCUCUCGUUGGGGUGUUAACAUCUGAUGGUUUGCCUUGUCCACCUCUUGUUGCAUCUGCAAUUUAG
This is a messenger RNA of Prunus armeniaca (apricot), 1191 nucleotides long. NCBI's taxonomy places the organism in Eukaryota, Viridiplantae, Streptophyta, Magnoliopsida, Rosales, Rosaceae. The record is from the annotation of a GenBank genome assembly.